UCCUGUCUUUGCAUCAAGGAAAUAGGCUGAGUUUCAGAGAAACCCGCUGUGAAGGGAGCUCGAGGCCUUCCGGCUCAGAUCCCUGCCCUGCUCGGGUCUGUGCUGCUGCUUCUGCGAGUCCAGGGUCUGGCGAGGUGCACGAGGCGCGCAAAGCGCAAUCCGCAGGAGGCAGCGGCCGCGAUGCCGGACCCCGCGGCACACCUGCCCUUCUUCUACGGAAGCAUCUCGCGCGCGGAGGCCGAGGAUCACUUGAAGCUGGCGGGCAUGGCCGACGGCCUCUUCCUUCUGCGCCAGUGCCUGCGCUCGCUGGGGGGCUACGUGCUCUCCCUGGUGUACGACUUGCGCUUCCAUCACUUCCCCAUCGAGCGCCAGCUCAACGGCACCUACGCCAUCGCCGGCGGGAAGGCGCACUGUGGGCCGGCUGAGCUCUGCGAGUUCUACUCGCGCGACCCAGACGGUCUGCCCUGCAACCUGCGCAAGCCGUGCAACCGGCCGUCGGGGCUGGAGCCGCAGCCCGGGGUCUUCGACAGCCUGCGCGACGCCAUGGUGCGAGACUACGUGCGCCAGACAUGGAAGCUGGAGGGUGAGGCCUUGGAGCAGGCCAUCAUCAGCCAGGCGCCCCAAGUGGAGAAGCUCAUCGCCACCACAGCUCACGAGCGGAUGCCCUGGUACCACAGCAGCCUGACGCGGGAAGAGGCCGAGCGCAAACUCUAUUCAGGCUCGCAGACCGACGGCAAGUUCCUGCUGAGGCCCCGGAAAGAGCAAGGCACGUAUGCACUGUCUCUGAUCUAUGGGAAAACCGUGUACCACUACCUCAUCAGCCAGGACAAGGCUGGGAAAUACUGCAUACCAGAGGGCACCAAGUUUGACACACUCUGGCAGCUGGUGGAGUACCUGAAGCUGAAGGCCGAUGGGCUCAUCUACUCUCUGAAGGAGGCCUGCCCCAACACCAGCGCCAGUGCAGGGGUCGCUGCUCCCACACUACCAGCCCACCCAUCCACGUUCACCAAUACUCAGAGACAGAAGGACACCCUCAACCCAGAUGGAUACACCCCUGAACCAGCACGCCUAGCACCCCUGGAGAAACCACGGCCGAUGCCCAUGGACACAAGCGUGUAUGAGAGCCCCUACAGUGACCCUGAAGAGCUCAAGGACAAGAAGCUCUUCCUGAAGCGUGACAGCCUCCUCAUGGCUGACAUUGAACUUGGUUGCGGCAACUUCGGCUCAGUGCGCCAGGGUGUCUACCGUAUGCGCAAGAAGCAGAUUGACGUGGCCAUCAAGGUGUUGAAGCAUGGUACAGAGAAGGCAGACAAGGAUGAGAUGAUGCGUGAGGCGCAGAUCAUGCACCAGCUGGACAACCCCUACAUCGUGCGGCUCAUCGGCGUCUGCCAGGCUGAGGCUCUCAUGCUUGUGAUGGAGAUGGCGGGCGGAGGGCCCCUGCACAAGUUCCUGGUCGGGAAGAAGGAGGAGAUUCCCGUCAGCAAUGUGGCAGAGCUGCUGCACCAGGUGUCCAUGGGGAUGAGGUACCUGGAAGAGAAGAACUUUGUGCAUCGUGACCUGGCAGCCCGCAACGUCCUGCUGGUCAACCGGCACUAUGCCAAGAUCAGCGACUUUGGCCUCUCCAAGGCACUGGGUGCUGAUGAUAGCUACUACACAGCCCGCUCAGCAGGGAAGUGGCCACUCAAGUGGUACGCGCCUGAAUGCAUCAACUUCCGAAAAUUCUCCAGUCGCAGUGACGUCUGGAGCUAUGGGGUCACUAUGUGGGAGGCCUUCUCCUACGGCCAGAAGCCCUACAAGAAGAUGAAGGGCCCCGAGGUCAUGGCCUUCAUCGAGCAGGGCAAGCGGAUGGAGUGCCCACCAGAGUGUCCGCCUGAAAUGUAUGCACUUAUGAACGACUGCUGGAUCUACAAGUGGGAGGAUCGUCCAGAUUUCCUGGCUGUGGAGCAGCGCAUGCGGACCUACUACUACAGCUUGGCGAGCAAGGCUGAGGGCCCCCCGGAGUGUGGGAAGGGGGCCGAGGCCGCCUGUGCCUGAGCACCAGCCUACCCAGGAGCCCCUACGCCCCAGCUUUUCCCUGGUACCUUCAGUCCCAUCCCAGGCCCUGCAGUCUGGCUGGGCCAGCUCAUUUCCUCUUCCAACCAGCUGGGCUGUGAAGCAAUAGCUGAGGCCUCAGGCCCACACGGGUCUAGCAUUCCCUAGAACCUGGGAAUCUGUUCUUUCUGGCUGGGAAUAUGUGCUGGGGUGCCUUGAGCUGAGGGGUGUUGCUUACAACAAAGACCCCCCCCCACUCCGGCCCUGAAGGGGAAGGCUCUGGGAGUCUUCAGGUGGCAAGACCCAGUCAUUGGAAUAAAUUCAGCUUCUCUCUUC
This is a messenger RNA of Artibeus jamaicensis (Jamaican fruit-eating bat), 2367 nucleotides long. RefSeq names its product tyrosine-protein kinase ZAP-70. The transcript has 13 exons. Gene Ontology annotation, cellular component: extrinsic component of cytoplasmic side of plasma membrane; cytoplasm. The record is from RefSeq and is a predicted model, not a curated record. Gene Ontology annotation, biological process: innate immune response; cell surface receptor protein tyrosine kinase signaling pathway; cell differentiation. Gene Ontology annotation, molecular function: non-membrane spanning protein tyrosine kinase activity; ATP binding; signaling receptor binding. Bases 181 to 2034 code for a protein of 617 amino acids. Lineage: Eukaryota; Metazoa; Chordata; Mammalia; Chiroptera; Phyllostomidae.